AUGCUUGACAGAAAGCAGUUCGACAAGGACCACUUGGAAAAGAGUUUACCCCAAAUGAAGCCUUUCAACAUAACCUACCGCGGCCAAAAGAUUGAGCGCAUAACCAAUGUGUGGCUAGAUAUCCACGGUAAAGAACAAUUCGUGCAGAAUAUCGCCAUGUACACAGACGAAAAGACAAAUGUCCCCGCCAUUAGAAAGCAGAAAGGUCCUGCAUUGAUCUAUAUCUCGGCGGGGGCGUGGUUCAGCCAUCCGGAUGUCAUAACGAAUCUUGGAGAGAAUGCGACAGAUCCUUGGGAAGAUCGUUUCGAACUUUACAAGAACCAUGUGAUGAGCCUGAACAACUUGAUCGGCGACAAUACUCCAGAACACGACCCCUUUACGGCCCCCAUGGAUCCCUACGACGGUUUUGGGAACCAGAUCCUCUACGCUCCACCCGCGGGACCUCGGUACUUGGGCGAUGAACCUGUUAGGAAGAAGGACCGAAGUCGAAGAGCCGAUGAAGUUAUUGAGAUACAGCAGUGGCUUCACGAUAACGAGGACAAAAUGAGCAUCCCUCUCAUGUGGUCGAUCCCAGGACUUGUUGUUGGCCAGGACAGAAUAUGGAAAGACCCUCUCAAAACUGGCUUCCACGUCAAGUUCCACGUCGCCCAGUUACGAGCCGACAUCCUCUUCAACAUGCGAUGCAACGCCAAGCUCGACAGAAUGAAGUCUUAUCCCUACUCGCGCACUUGCUGUACCGACUACGGCAUCAAACCAUUUACGCAGCUUGCGGUCGUCUACUUGGGUAUCAUGUACUUGAUGGUCUGCAUAUUGUGUGAGGGUUUGAAUCUCGUUGCCGCGCGCCCGCGUGAUGAGCCUCGCUGGAGAAUGUUCAACAUGAGAGCUGGUUGCUUUGUGUUGGCGUUGCUUAUGUGCUACUACGCCGACCGAACGCAGAUGAUGGCCAAGGGAAGUAAGCUCUGGCAGAUGAAGGACUUUGUCACACUUUCUCUCACCUGGAUCGCAGUUUUCAUCUUUACGAUCAGACGAUCCGAUUCCGUUGAGGACUCAAGCUCGAAACACUUUGACAAAGACUUGCCUUUGCGGUCGCGAUCAGAUUCUGUUCGAGAUUCAGCAGACCAGCCUUUUCUGACACAAUCGGAUUCUUUUCAGGACUCAACAAACCAAUCCUUCCUGUCGCGAGAUCAGAUGGAUGAGUGGAAGGGGUGGAUGCAAUGCCUUAUCUUGACAUACCACUGGACUGGAGCCAAGGACAGUUCAAUCGACACCUUGUUCUAUCUCUGCGUUUGUGGCUAUCUCUUCCAAGUAGGCUACGGACAUACCCUCUACCACAUGAGCAAGGACGACUUCUCUUUCAACCAUGUCGCGGCAACCCUUCUCCGAUUGAAUAUCCUGCCAUGCUUCCUGGCCUACUUCAUGGAUACCGAUUAUAUGUUUUAUUAUAUCUCGCCACUUCUAUCCUUCUGGUUUCUUGUUGUGUAUGCGACCAUGUCAAUCAAUGGGAAGCGCAACGAUGAUGGACAGUUCUUGUUAGUCAAGAUUUGUAUGUCCUGUAUGCUCGUGUCAACCAUACUACUCUCAACGCCAUUCACACGCUGGACCUUACACCUACUGAAAACGAUCUUCAAGAUACAGUGGAACGACAGGGAGUGGCAACACCAUCUCGCAAUGAACGCGUUCAUUGUGUACAUCGGCAUGCUGGCUGCUAUUGCACACCGCGAGAUGAAGAAUGCCAAAGUCUCCAUUCAUCGGGGUCUUCGCAUGAUUCUUGCUUCGGGGGGUCUACUCGCCAUCUUCCAUUAUCUGUCUGUCGCUACAACUCUUGGUAACGAUGCUUAUGAGAAAUGGCAUCCCUACCUCUCUGCCAUUCCGAUCCUGGCAUUCCUUGCUCUGCGCAACGUCUCAACAUGGUCGCGAAACCAUCAUUCCAAAGCCAUGGCUUGGCUGGGCCGCUGCUAUCUCGAAACAUACAUUCUCCAAACUCACAUCCUUCUUUCAGCCGACAACAAUGGAAUCCUCAUCGUGGACGGUCUUUUCGGUGACGGUACACUUUUGGGCGAUCGAUGGCGGACUCUGAUUGUCAUUGUGCCGAUCUUCCUAUGGAUCUGUCACGCAGUAGCUGACUCAACAGCUCAUAUUGUCAAGAUGAUCCUCCAAGAAAGUGCAUCGAGCGAAAAGACUAGGUGGCUGGGCAGAAUACCAGGAUACUCAAACAUUACGACACCUCAGAUUCGUAUUGUUUGCAUUCUUCUGGUUAUGUGGUCUCUCAAUUUGAUGACGCCUGGACACGAAAUACCAGCUGCGCCGGAUGGAAUACACGAGGUGUCUAUAGUCAAGAACUUCCCAAAGCAGAGACCUUCUUUCGUCCCGUUCAAUGGCACUACUUGGUAG
Fusarium coffeatum is the source of this 2391-nucleotide messenger RNA. RefSeq lists its product as uncharacterized. The transcript has 2 exons. The coding region runs from base 1 to 2391 and encodes 796 amino acids. The record is from RefSeq and is a predicted model, not a curated record. Lineage: Eukaryota; Fungi; Ascomycota; Sordariomycetes; Hypocreales; Nectriaceae.